Messenger RNA from Notodromas monacha, 2032 nucleotides. The record is from the annotation of a GenBank genome assembly. Lineage: Eukaryota; Metazoa; Arthropoda; Ostracoda; Podocopida; Cyprididae.
GAAUCUCCGACCGAGCGUCAGUUCUUCCUCUUGAGACCUCGACUCCUGUCAUGUUUGAUCUUGAAAUCAGAAGCUGCUGGGAUUAAGACGUGUCGAAAUGCAGUUGACUCAAGUCGCCUUGCUGCUCGCCUGGUUAACAUCGCGUGUCAACGUCUUAGCUGCUCCUGGACUAGAAAACAGUCAUCAUGUGAACAGCAACAUCAACAGUGACUACGAAUACUCGUCCGUGACAACAGAAGCCAAUUUUCUGAGCCAGGAAGAACGGAAAAUGAUCCAGGAAAUGAUCAAGAGUGUUUAUCAUCCCCUGCCGCCUCGCACGAUGAUGAUUACUAAGAAAGAAGGUUUUGGGAGGACCAGUCGACUGAUACGACUGCCUUCGCAGAUGACUUGUCCUCGUGGACAAAUGCUGGACUUCACAGGACAAUGCGUCGGUGUUUGGAAUCAAAGUUCCCUGAACCAGUGGAACGUUCUUCCCGAUCUGGUUAUCGAGGAGAUUUUUGGAUAUUUGGACAUCAAAGAGAAAUAUUAUGCGUCUCUCGUCUGCUCGAACUGGGCCUACAUGUUCAAAUCGCCGCGAGUGUGGAGAAAAUUUAUUUUGGACGACGCAACCCUUACAAGAAGGAAAUUCAACUACUUUUUGGGUUACCAGCGAGUUUUGGACCACCUGCGGACUUCAGUAUUCUUGUACAAGGUAGCAGAUCACAUCCGGAGCAUUUUCAUUCACCCCAUGACAAAUUUCUUCAACAUGUACGAAUUCAUGAACAUGGCAUCUUCGUAUGUGGAACGGGAGCCCGGUGUUUUGUCUAUGAUCCACACUCUGAGAUUUACCUUCUCAUGUCACUUGGCUCACGAAACCAGGGAUGAAAAUAUUUUUGGAACCGGAGGAGAGAUUCUGCGUGGUUUGAAGAGAUUUAUGAAUGCGUUACCAGCUCUGCAGAACUUGGAACUCAACGACCUGCUCUUGGACAACGCUGAUGCUCGACAUCUUCUGGACGAGCUUUGCUACAGCAACUGCCAUAAAUUGAGAACCUUGAGACUCGUCAAUGUGUCCAAAGAACCCUGUCCUUUGAUGCACGUCGGCAUUUUUGUUGCCCUGAGAGAACUUUGGCUCUCGCCUGUCACAAUUGGCGACGAGGUCGUCGUUCUGCUCGGAUCGUCGAAGGUGCGGGACCUGAUCAUCUAUCAGGAUAAACACUCGGAAGAAGCUCCUCCGGUGAACCGGAAAUCAUGGAAAAAAUGCGCCGGAAACAACCCUGAAUUGAGGGUGCACUUGUUGAUUCAAGGCCCGUCUGUUCGGCGAGACCACAUUUGGCAACCCGGUGCCCCGGUAGCAUCAGUCAUCUAUGAAACUCCAACUUCUCGGAUUUCUCCAUGGGGAUUGAUGACAGUCGUGGAGAACUAUUCGCAAACCCUAAGAGCCUUCGGCCAUGUCGGCGCUCCGCAUUUCCAGUCCCCGAAGAAAUUCAGCGAACGCUUCGACUCCAUGCUGGUGUUGCUGUGCCGGAGUUGCCGGCAACUGGAAACCCUGGUUAUUCGGGAACGGGUGUCGACGUGUACAUUGCUUCUGAUGGCCUCGUCAGCGACGAGUUUACGACGAUUCAUCGUGCGACGCAACGCUGUCGUUUUGCGGAAUGAUUGGCCCGCGAAUCCGGAGUGGACACCCGUGUUUCGACAAUGGCUGAAGCGGAAUUCGCGGUCCUACGAAAGGACUGAGGCGGAAAUUGGCAACGGGAUUGGACACGUCGGAUGGAAGAUGUUGCCUGAUGUUCGUUUCAAGGCAGUGAAGCUCGACGUGCGACAGUUCCCCCUUGACAAGAAAACCACGUCGACUUCAAGCUGUUUCCAGACGUCGUCGAGACAGCAGGAUGCUGUCAUAAACGCCUUUGUCACUCGACAUGUGCCCGUCAUGGAACGACGGUCCACAGCGCAAUUCCUCACUGACGCGUGUCAACUCUCCCGUUAUCCCGACAUGGCGAUUACGAACAACAUGGCGUACACAGAAAAAGUUCUGUGCGAAGUGGAAAAUUCCUAA